AUGCUUGUUACCAGGCAGUUUGAUACCACCGAGCAGAGCCACUGGUCCUACAGCAAAUUUGAGACUCCCCUCCAUAAGGCCCCUACCACUCCUCCACGCAUGUCCAAUCAGUUCGAAGCUCCGUUGCCCACGCCUCCCGAGUGGCAAGGGCAGCAGUACUCCUACCUCCCAGGCCCGGAAAACAACGUCUUCUCCCAGGCAUACGGAGCUGGCAAUGAGACUUCGGAUGUGUCGCAACCUCGCACUUCAACUGGCGCCCCUGCGCAAGUAGAGAUCCAGACAAAGCAGGAGCCCGGUCUGGACAACCCUGGAUCAGCAGACCCUCUAGGCCUUCGCCAAGUGAAGCAGCCCACUCCGGAAGACGAGCCCGAGGACAGACAGCAGCAACCACGAGAACAGCGACAGGAAUCGCAGUCCUUGGAGAAGGCCGCUAAGCCGGAAUGUCAGGAACCUACGGCAUUGACAGACAUGCAGAGCCAGACAAUGAUCUCGAAUCCGGCUUCAUCAAGAGAGCUCGGUGCCGAUGUGGCUGCGACUCAGAUGGACAAUGACGAGGGAAGCCUGAGCAAAGACGAGGACGACGAUGUGCUUGACGAUGAUGACAUGCUUGACGACGGCGAUGGUACCCCACAGACGGCCGCAGAGCGGACAGCAGCCCGAAGGAAGAUGAAGAGAUUCCGUCUCACGCACCAACAGACGAGAUUUCUGAUGAGUGAAUUCGCCAAGCAGCCUCACCCUGAUGCCGCCCACAGAGAACGCCUGUCGAGAGAGAUCCCCGGCCUGAGCCCGCGUCAAGUCCAAGUUUGGUUCCAGAACCGCCGUGCAAAGAUUAAGCGUCUCACAGCUGAUGACCGGGACCGCAUGAUCAAGAUGCGAGCUGUCCCCGACGACUUUGACAACGUUCAAGCACUUCACUCUCCCUACGGCGCGGUCCACGGUCUCAACACUCCCAUGCCGUCCCCCAUGAACUUUGGAACACAAUCUUACGCCGACCACAUGAUUCGUCCUCUGAUGGUCGACGUUCGGAGAGCGGAGGGUGGUGAGGAGCACAUGUCGUCCACGGGACUGAGCCCUGCGUUUGGAAGUAUCGGGUUCACCCCUCCGGGAACUAUGAGCAGCCCAGACAUGCUGUCUCCCAUGACACCCAACUCGACGGGCGACCACCGCUACGGAUACGGCAGCCACCUGUCACCCAUGGGCCCCGGCCCCCGAACCUCGAACCCCUUUGCGCGACAGGGCGCUGCUGUCGAGAACUCCAUGUCCAUGCACCGCGGCCAGCCAAGCCGGCCUCUCCAACCUCUCCAACUGCGCGAGACCAUGUCUCGGUCUAGGUCGGACAUCAGCUCUCCUCUGCGAACCAGCAUGUCCUGGAAGGGCGACGCGAUCGACUACAGCACAUACCACCACGGAGCUGGUGGAAGCCCUCAGCUGAGUGGAAGACAGCAGUCUGUCUACCAGCCUGAGCAGAUGAGCGGCCCGUCGAGUAGCGGUCUCCCCUACGAGUCGAGCUCGUAUUCCAGCAACAACUCGCCUCCUGGCAUGAACUAUUCAAGCUUCCCCGGAGGACCACCAAACCGCCUUCGCAGCCGCGCCUCAUCGGGCACCCUCGGCCUCGACGUCCGCAACCAGUACCGCCCUGCCGGCUCAGUCCCAACCCCGGGCCACUCCUCGGCGCCUCGCACCACCUCUGCCCAGUUCGCCUCCACCGCAUAUACAUCCAGCUUCCCCUCAGCGCCCCUGGCCGCGCCCGUCGACUUCUCUUUGCCCCGCACGCCUGGCACCCGACCUGGCGGCGUCCAGGACUACUCGAUGCCGCAGAUGAGCGCGCCCAUCGCGGCACCCAACGACUUCUCGCAUGCCUUCCAAGCCAGCAUGAACACCUCCAGCUCCAGGACACCCAUGCGCGACACCUUUGGCGGUGGCGGACCGAUGCCGCCUCAGCACCCGGGCGCACCUGCCCACGGUGGUCACAAUGGCGAAUACGCACAGCAGCAGCAACAACAGCAGCAACAAGAACAGCAGCAGCAGCAGCAGCGAGGAGGAGAUAAUUACGUUCACGACUUUGGCGCGCUCAAGAGGAAGAGAAGCUUCUCGAGCGGAGCGCCGGCCGGACCUGGACCCGCACCCGGACCUCAGGCAUACGGGAGCACAGCGUAA
This is a messenger RNA of Colletotrichum orchidophilum, 2157 nucleotides long. Its product is annotated as homeobox domain-containing protein. Lineage: Eukaryota; Fungi; Ascomycota; Sordariomycetes; Glomerellales; Glomerellaceae. The coding region runs from base 1 to 2157 and encodes 718 amino acids. Gene Ontology annotation, molecular function: RNA polymerase II transcription regulatory region sequence-specific DNA binding; DNA-binding transcription factor activity, RNA polymerase II-specific. Gene Ontology annotation, biological process: regulation of transcription by RNA polymerase II. The transcript has 4 exons. The record is from RefSeq and is a predicted model, not a curated record.